This is a messenger RNA of Epinephelus moara (kelp grouper), 1563 nucleotides long. RefSeq lists its product as uncharacterized. The record is from RefSeq and is a predicted model, not a curated record. NCBI's taxonomy places the organism in Eukaryota, Metazoa, Chordata, Actinopteri, Perciformes, Serranidae. Bases 238 to 978 code for a protein of 246 amino acids. The transcript has 5 exons.
CUUCCUUUUCGUCCAUCUGGAUAAGAGAAACAGCAGCGUAAAGGAAACUGUCAAGUUAUUGAGAAAAGGAAAAGAAAGUAAGAGAAAGAUCGAGCUGAUGGACUCCGGGCGCCUGACAAGAAUUUAAAUAAGCAGUUUCUAAUGAAGCCAGGCAGCAGCCUUCCACACAAGCCAUGACUUUAUCUGAACAGAGGAAGUAAAAUCGACUUGUGAUGAAUCUUGCUGUUACAAGCAGACAUGCGUUACCUUCUCCUCGGUGUCAUCAGCUGUCUCUGCCUUCUUCACACUGGUGUCAGUGUGGAAGAAUGCAGCCAGGAUGUUCUGGCAACGCGUGAGACAUUUGAUGUCCCAGCAGGGGGCAGUCAGUCUCUGUCCUGUGUGGUCCAGCACUGUGGAUACUCCUGGGAAGGUACCUGGAUACGAUCUAAUUCGACAGGUGAAGAGUUAAGUGUAAGGCACCGUGUGACGCAUGUGAUGCUCUCAGCCAAUCAAACUAAAUUAAUUUUAGAUUUACUGAGUGUCACCCAAUCAGAUGAAGGUUCCUAUGGAUGCAAAGUUAAAUGGGCUAAUGGUGAAACUCAGCAGGGACAUCUGAAAUAUGUGAACGUCACUGCAGCUGUCACCUCUCAGAGGACUGUAUUGCACAGGGUUCUGGUCUGUGCCAGUGCUUCUCUUUGCCUUCCCAUCAUUCUGGGAUUGGCUUAUUGUCUGAGUUCAAAAGUCAAGCCUCAGACACUUCCCAGGACGCUAUCCACUCAUGCAGCUGUAGACACAGACCAACCACACCCGGCUCCACAGCCUCCACCUCGAUGCCCUGUACCACAGAAACGUAGCAAAUCUCCUCGCAAAGCUGCCCCCAAGUCCCGACAAAAGACUGAGGUGGUGUAUGCAGACAUUUCCCAGGAUGCACUGAGACAGCAGGGAGCCACCAGAGCACCUGACCAGUCCACUGUGUACUCAUCCCUCAGAUUUUCCUGACUGCAGUUGAAAAAUUGUCUGCUGAGGAUCAGUUAUGUGGGACUUGCUUGAUCUUUGACGUCUUCGGGAGGCAUUCGAUAAAGACUUGUGUAACCUGGGAGCUUCUCAUUGCAGGACUGCAUCUGAGACAUUCUGACUGUUGUUUGACUUCACCCACAUUUUGUAUAAAACCAUUAAAGCAGAGGACAAAAUAAGACCCAAAAUAAUCCAGCAGAGUCAUUUUUGCCUACCCCUGUAUGUGGACUGUCCUAAAUAUGCUCUGACGUGGAAGCAGUGACGGUUUUAAGUGCCAAAAAUCCUCCAUGUGCAGGUAGCAUAAUAGACAGCAAGUGAAGCAGAUAAUGAGGAGAUAUUGCAGCAUGCAUCAACCAGCUGAACCACCCUGAGGUGCUGCGGGGAGAAAAAACUCAGCUUUGUGGCAUCAUUUCACAGAUGUCACCACUUUUGGUGUUUGGAAAUGUGACUGCGGACAAGCAAAACACUCAGUGCAGUCCGACCAAUUUAAAGGUAUUGCAGUUUUUAAAAUGUGAAGCAAAUGCUGUAUGAUAAUGUUUCUGAUGUGUGUGAAUAAAAACACCGCUGUGU